Molecule: messenger RNA, 2584 nt
Organism: Empidonax traillii (willow flycatcher)
Lineage: Eukaryota; Metazoa; Chordata; Aves; Passeriformes; Tyrannidae
Product: arylsulfatase D-like
Exons: 11
Coding region: 235-2007 (590 amino acids)
Molecular function (GO): arylsulfatase activity
Source: RefSeq, a predicted model, not a curated record
GCGCUUAGUGACAACCAAUUGCACAAUUAAGUCUGAUUUUUUCCAACUCCCUUUUAUUUCAACUGUUUUGGAGGCCCAUAGUAUGUAAAUGUAAAAGAUGGCUGAGGUAUUUUCCAGUUCUUUUCCUAUAUCUACUUAGGAUGCAGCAAAGGCACAAACUCAAAUGCAGGAAACUGAGUGUCUGUACAUAGCAAUGCUGUAUCAGCAUUGGAUCUGAAUACUCCAAAUGCAGAAAUGAUUUGGCAGCUAGCAUCUUAUUGGUCACCCCUGGUUACACCCCUGAUUUUUGGUCUGCUGCUGCAGCCACCACUCACACAGCUUUCCAUCAUCACACAGCCAAACAUUGUCCUGUUGAUGGCUGAUGAUCUUGGCAUAGGGGAUGUAGGUUGCUAUGGGAAUGAUACUAUCAGGACCCCGAACAUUGAUCGCCUGGCAAAGGAAGGAGUGAAAUUGACCCAACACAUUGCUGCAGCUCCUCUCUGCACCCCCAGCAGAGCAGCUUUCCUCACCGGCAGAUACCCACUCCGAUCAGGGAUGGAUGCUGUAAACAAUUACCGUGUUAUUUUUUGGAAUGCCGGCUCAGGAGGCCUUCCUCCAAAUGAAACCACUUUUGCCAAAAUACUGCAGCAGCAAGGCUACAGCACAGGACUGAUAGGGAAGUGGCAUCAAGGUGUUAACUGUGAAUCCCGCAACGACCAUUGCCAUCACCCUUUAAAUCAUGGAUUUGACUAUUUUUAUGGGAUGCCUUUUACGCUAAUAAGUGACUGUCAACCAACAGAAACACCAGAGAUGGACAGAGCCUUUAGAAGGAAACUCUGGCUUUCUACUCAAAUGAUUGGCCUCAUUGCACUCACCGCUGCCCUGGGAAGACUGACUGGCUUGAUUCCAGUCCGCUGGAAAACACUGACCUGCCUCGCUGGUUUUUUUCUCCUGUUCUUUGUAUCCUGGUUCUCAAGUUAUGGGUUUGUUCGAUACUGGAACUGCAUCAUGAUGAGAAACCAUGAAGUUACUGAGCAGCCAAUGGUGACAGACAGAACUACAUCCCUUAUCUUGAGUGAAUCCAUUUCAUUCAUUGAAAGAAAUAAGCACAAGCCAUUCCUCCUCUUUCUUUCCUUUUUACAUUCCCACACCCCUCUCCUCACCACAGAGAAGUUUCUUCGGAGGAGCAGACAUGGUUUAUAUGGUGACAAUGUAGAGGAGAUGGACUGGAUGGUGGGUCAGGUUCUAGAUGCUAUUGACAAGGAAGGCUUGAAAGAUACUACUCUAGUUUACUUUGCCUCUGAUCAUGGUGGAUGGCUGGAAAGACAAGAAGACAAAAGGCAGCUGGGUGGCUGGAAUGGAAUAUACAAAGGUGGAAAAGCUAUGGGAGGCUGGGAAGGAGGAAUUCGUGUUCCAGGGAUAUUUAGAUGGCCAGGAGUGUUACCUGCAGGCACAGUUAUUGAUGAACCUACAAGCCUUAUGGAUAUUUAUCCUACAGUAGUUCAUCUGGCUGGAGCGGAAGUGCCUCAGGACAGGAUAAUUGAUGGCCGGGAUCUGAUGCCUUUACUGCGAGGAACGGUUGCGCACUCAGAGCACGAGUUCCUGUUCCACUACUGUGGCAUUCAUUUACAUGCUGCGAGGUGGCACCAGAAAGACAGUGGAGCCAUUUGGAAGGCUCACUAUGUGACCCCUAUCUUCAGUCCCCCUGGAGCUGGGGCUUGUUAUGAUAGAGGAUUUUGCCCAUGUUUUGGGGAAGGCGUGACCCAUCAUGAUCCUCCACUGCUAUUCGAUCUCUCACGAGAUCCUUCUGAAGCCAAACCUCUCUCAGCUGACACUGAGCCCCUCUUUGACACUGUCAUAAGGAAGAUGGGAAGAGCCAUCGAAGAGCAUCGCAGGACACUGACUCCAGUCCCGGAGCAGCUCUCUGUGUACAACGUGGUGUGGAAGCCGUGGCUGCAGCCGUGCUGUGGGACAUUCCCAUUCUGCUGGUGUGAUAAGGAAGGUGACAGUAAACUUGCUGACCUAUAAAGGAUAGAAACAGAUACUUCCUCAGGAAUGUAUUUAGAUUAAGAGUGUUUUCUUUGGGGGUGUUAAUAAAUGGGUCAUUUGUUUCUCUAAAUGGAGCCUUUAUAUAAGAACUGUUCCAGUGAAUGUCACAGUAUUUAGUAAAGGUGACUAUAGGCUGGGCACUCUCAGGGAGGGAUUAAGACAGAAUGCUCUGAAGACUAUGUUUUAACUUGCAUCAGAUGACAACUAAAUGAAUAGUUCAAAUGCACUGAAGCAGGUCAAGAUUAGAGCUGUACAAGUAAUGAUACAACUUAUGUUUUGAUGAUAACGAAUGUACACUCAGAAGCUCUGAUUUUGGUUUUUUGUGCAGAAUUUUUAAGUGAUUCCUGGACUGAGGUCCUCCUUAACUUUUUUAUCCUUACAGGUGAUGCAUAAGAUGCCCCUAUAAUAAAUUUUUGCAGAGUAUUGCUUCCAAAAUAAUUAAAAAAUAAUUUUGUCCAGAAACAUGACAAGCUGGGUAGCAGCUGUCUGCACUCUCUGAGAAGGAUGGGACUCCUCUGAUUGUAGUCAGCCUCUUUUGAUGGAGAACACAACAGGG